Molecule: messenger RNA, 1917 nt
Organism: Neoarthrinium moseri
Lineage: Eukaryota; Fungi; Ascomycota; Sordariomycetes; Amphisphaeriales; Apiosporaceae
Exons: 4
Coding region: 1-1917 (638 amino acids)
Molecular function (GO): oxidoreductase activity, acting on paired donors, with incorporation or reduction of molecular oxygen; monooxygenase activity; heme binding
Source: RefSeq, a predicted model, not a curated record
AUGUUGUCCUCCGUCCUGCUGCUCGCCGCUGCCGCGGCCGCCUACUGCGUAUACAAUGUGGUGGCAGGCUAUUCGAGGAACAUCGCCAAGGCGAAGCAGUCUGGUCUGCCGUACUAUCUCUCCCCUGUGAGCCCGAUCAACCAAUUGGCACUCGUGCUCCGUGCCUUCUGGCUGCCCAUGUGGAAAUUGCUCCCGCGAAAGUAUUGGGCAGAUACUAUCGAGCUUUUGAAUCCCGAUUGGAAUUUCAACCUCCUUUUUGAGCCGUUCGAGAGGCUCGGGGACACUUUCCUUGUCGUGUCCCCCGGUUCCAUUCGUUUGUAUACCGCCAAUGCCGAAGCGAUUCACCAGAUCACGUCGAAACGCGAAGUCUUCCAGAAACCGACCGAAUCGUACAGGAUCCUGGCUCUGUAUGGAGAGAAUGUUCUGACUACGGAAGGGAGCAUGUGGCGAAGCCAUAGAAAGGUUACCUCGACCUCGUUUAACGAGAAGAACACAGCACUUGUUUUCAAGGAGAGCAUCAACCAGACCUAUGGCUUAAUUGAGCAAUGGCUUGGACCGGACGGCAAGGGAAACAGAACAAUCGAGACCGCCGAGGGCGAUAUCAUGGCCCUGAUGCUUCACAUUAUCGGCUAUGUCGGGUUUGGACUGAAACUGCUCUGGCCAGGCCAGACCGUCCCAGCCGAGAUGGAUCCGAAGUUGGCCAAGUAUUCGUCACUCCAGCCCCCUAAAGGACACAGCAUGAACUUCAAAGACUCGCUGCACUACACUCUGCAUCACAUUCUGCUGUUGCUCAUUUUACCCAGAUGGCUGCUGCGCAUGCUUCCCUUCAAGAGCACCAGGAGGGCUAUUAAGUCGGAAAAUAAUCUGAUCCAGUACAUGGACCAGUUUCUACAGGACAAGAUUGAGGAUGUCGAGCAGGGUAAGCCGGACCCGGGCAUGGACAUCAUGGGCAUGCUUGUUCGGUCAAGCUACGGAGAUCGUGCGCCGAAAGACUCGGCAGCUGCGAAGAGGGAUUCCAAGCUCACCAAGCUCAUGGACUCUGAGAUCAUUGGUAAUGCCUUCAUCAUGAUCGUGGCCGGUCAUGAAACAACGGCCGGAACGUUCCUCUUCACGCUGCUACAGAUGGCCAUCAAUGCAGCAUCUCAGCGUUCGAUCCAACAGGACGUGGACCGAAUAUUCGGACAGACUGACCCCAGUACCUGGGACUACGAGCAGAGCGUCAACCCACUCUUGGCGUCUUAUAUUGGGGCGUGCAUGAAUGAGACAUUACGGACGAUGCCGCCAGCGGUGGAUGUUCCCAAAAAGGUCUUGGCCAACCGAGAUCAAGUUCUAAUGAUCGACGGACAAAAGCGCAUCGUGCCGCGUGGCACGAAAGUUGGUGUCAAUGUGGUCGCAGCCCAACACAACCCUCGCUACUGGCCCACAGAACGGAGCAAAAUCACGGACUCGGAAAGCGAUCUGGCAGAUUUUGUGCCCGAGCGGUGGUUCAGCAAGACGUCCUCCAGCGACAGCAGCACGGACGAAGACGCGGACAGCGAGGACUACGGUGGGUUUGCCGGGCCGGACACUAGCGCACAGCUCUUCCGACCAGUUCGCGGAUCCUACCUCCCCUUCUCAGACGGCCCGCGGUCGUGUCUGGGGCGGCGCAUCGCGCAGGUCGAGAUGAUCGCGGCGCUGAGCGUCAUCUUCCAGAAGUUCAGCAUCGAGCUCGCGGUGGACGAGUGGGCGAGCGACGCCGAGGUCGAGAAGAUGGGGCGCGACGAGAGGCGGGAGAUCUACCAGAAAGCGCAGGACAAGGCGCGGCGGACGCUAAAGAGCGCGACGAGCAUCAUCACUUUGAAAUUACAUGGCAACAAGUUCAUCCCUAUAAGGCUAGUCCCACGAGGUCAAGAGAGGUUCGUGGACUGGGUCGAGUGA